Messenger RNA from Nestor notabilis (Kea), 2204 nucleotides. Its product is annotated as kelch-like protein 13. The transcript is spliced from 7 exons. The coding region runs from base 117 to 2084 and encodes 655 amino acids. The record is from RefSeq and is a predicted model, not a curated record. Gene Ontology annotation, cellular component: Cul3-RING ubiquitin ligase complex. NCBI's taxonomy places the organism in Eukaryota, Metazoa, Chordata, Aves, Psittaciformes, Psittacidae. Gene Ontology annotation, biological process: protein ubiquitination; regulation of cytokinesis. Gene Ontology annotation, molecular function: ubiquitin-protein transferase activity; cullin family protein binding.
UCCUUGUUCCUAGCAGCAGGCACUGCUGUGUCAGUGGUGUGUGUGGAAUGGAAGUCCUAGUUGGUAGCCUGUUAUGGAAACGCUGUUUGCUGUUAUUGUAGUACCGUGGUGACAACAUGCCAUUGAAAUGGAAAACGAGCUCUCCUGCUAUCUGGAAAUUCCCAGUUCCUGUGCUUAAAACAUCCAGGUCAUCGCCACUUUCUCCAGCAUACAUAUCUCUGGUGGAAGAGGAGGAUCCUCAUAUGAAAGUGUCUCUUGGCAGCAGCGAUAUGGGCGUCUCUGCCCAUCUGCAGUCUUCAAAGACAGGGACCACGCGGUUUUUCACCAGCAACACUCACAGUUCUGUGGUAUUACAGGGUUUUGACCAGCUGCGGGUGGAAGGUUUGCUUUGUGAUGUGACGCUUGUCCCAGGGGAUGGUGAUGAAGUGUUCCCUGUCCACAGAGCAAUGAUGGCUUCUGCCAGUGACUACUUCAAGGCCAUGUUCACAGGAGGAAUGAAGGAACAGGAUUUAAUGUGCAUUAAGCUUCAUGGUGUGAACAAAAUAGGCCUAAAGAAGAUCAUUGAUUUCAUUUAUACUGCAAAACUUUCCCUUAACAUGGACAACCUUCAGGACACUCUGGAAGCUGCCAGUUUUUUGCAGAUUUUACCUGUUUUGGACUUCUGUAAAGUGUUUCUUAUCUCUGGGGUUUCCUUGGAAAACUGUGUGGAGGUUGGGCGCAUUGCCAACACAUACAAUCUCACAGAAGUUGAUAAAUAUGUUAAUAACUUCAUCCUGAAGAACUUCCCUGCGUUAUUAAGUACUGGUGAAUUUGUGAAACUCCCCUUUGAACGUCUUGCCUUUGUGCUUUCAAGUAAUAGCCUUAAGCACUGCACUGAACUCGAGCUCUUCAAGGCGGCGUGUCGCUGGCUGCGGUACGAGGAGCCCCGGAUGGAGUAUGCUGCGAAGCUGAUGAAGAACAUCAGGUUUCCACUGAUGACUCCCCAGGAUCUUAUUAACUAUGUUCAGACAGUGGACUUCAUGAGGACUGACAAUACCUGCGUGAACUUGCUUUUGGAAGCCAGCAAUUACCAAAUGAUGCCGUACAUGCAGCCGGUGAUGCAGUCGGAGAGAACUGCCAUUCGGUCGGACAGCACUCACCUGGUGACCUUGGGGGGGGUGCUGAGGCAGCAGCUGGUUGUCAGCAAGGAGCUGCGGAUGUAUGACGAGAAGGCCCAUGAGUGGAAAUCCUUGGCUCCCAUGGAUGCACCAAGGUACCAGCACGGCAUUGCCGUGAUCGGAAACUUCCUUUACGUGGUUGGGGGGCAGAGCAAUUACGACACGAAAGGGAAGACGGCGGUUGACACGGUCUUCAGGUUUGAUCCUCGCUACAACAAGUGGAUGCAAGUUGCAUCUUUAAAUGAGAAGCGCACCUUCUUCCACCUAAGUGCCCUCAAAGGACAUUUGUAUGCAGUUGGUGGUCGAAACGCAGCGGGUGAGCUAGCCACUGUGGAAUGUUACAAUCCCAGAAUGAAUGAAUGGAGCUACGUCGCGAAGAUGAACGAACCCCACUACGGACAUGCUGGAACCGUGUACGGGGGAUUGAUGUAUAUUUCAGGGGGAAUUACCCACGACACUUUCCAAAAGGAACUUAUGUGUUUUGACCCUGACACAGACAAAUGGACUCAGAAGGCGCCGAUGACCACAGUCAGAGGUCUGCACUGCAUGUGUACUGUAGGAGACAAGCUGUACGUUAUUGGUGGGAAUCACUUUCGAGGCACCAGUGAUUAUGAUGAUGUUCUAAGCUGUGAAUAUUACUCACCAACUCUAGACCAGUGGACUCCAAUUGCUGCCAUGUUGCGUGGGCAAAGCGAUGUUGGGGUUGCUGUCUUUGAAAAUAAAAUCUAUGUUGUUGGAGGCUAUUCUUGGAAUAAUCGGUGUAUGGUGGAAAUAGUUCAGAAAUAUGAUCCAGAAAAAGAUGAGUGGCACAAAGUGUUUGACCUCCCGGAAUCACUCGGGGGCAUCCGAGCCUGCACUCUCACCGUUUUCCCCCCGGAGGACAAUACAGGGUCACCAUCCAGAGAGUCUCCUCUUUCAGCACCGUAGAACACCCCUUGACUUACGAUGUUGUAGUAACACCUCUGCACUGCAUCAUGGAGUCUGUUCCUUCUCUUCAGUAGUUUCUGUUAGGCUUAGCCUACAGCGUUUCGUACGAUUACUGGAAAA